This is a messenger RNA of Anopheles nili, 1401 nucleotides long. It is a transcript of the gene slbo, whose product is annotated as CCAAT/enhancer-binding protein. Gene Ontology annotation, molecular function: DNA-binding transcription factor activity, RNA polymerase II-specific; RNA polymerase II cis-regulatory region sequence-specific DNA binding. The transcript has a single exon. Bases 1 to 1401 code for a protein of 466 amino acids. Gene Ontology annotation, biological process: DNA-templated transcription; regulation of transcription by RNA polymerase II. The record is from RefSeq and is a predicted model, not a curated record. Lineage: Eukaryota; Metazoa; Arthropoda; Insecta; Diptera; Culicidae.
AUGGAAUCGCCGCAAAUGUACGAUACAACCCAAAUCCAAGUGCGCAGUGACAUCAAGAAGCUAACGAUGGCCGCGAACAAUAGUGCAAACGGUGCGAAUGGCACGGCCAAUGGGGCCUCACCGACGAACAACAACUCGCCAACGGCGAUUAAUCAGAACACGCUCGCGCUAAAGCAGCAACAGCAGCAGCAGCAGCAACACCAGCAGUCUCAGCAGGUCCAGCAGCAGGUUCAGCAACAGCAGCAAGUCCAGCAGCAGGUUCAGCAGCAGCAGCAACAGCAGCAACAGCAAGCCCAACAGCAGCAGGUCCAAUCGUUGGGUCAGCACCCAAGCAACGGCGUGUCGGGGCUGCUCUCGAACGGUAACCUUCUCUCGAAGCAGAUGCUGCAGCAGAUCCAGUACUCGCAGUCCGAGCUGGACGAGCUAACGUCGCAGGAGAUCUCACUCGAUCUGCAGCAUCUGAUCGAUGAUCAGUUCCGCGAUCCGGAGGCACUCGGUCUCUUCACCGAGAUGGUGUCGGUGGGCAGCACGAACGGUACGAUGGCGAAUCCGUUGGUGCAAACGGCCGCCGCAAAAGCGCUCCAGCUGCAGCAGGCUCGACUCUCGCAACACUCGGCGAACGGUGGCAACAGCUACCAGCGAUCGCUCGCCUACAUGCCUCAGCCAGUGCACACGGGUGCGGCUUACGGUGGAACGUCCAGUGACGAGAACAGUUCCGUCGGUUCAUCCGCUGACUCGGCCAACAUUAAGGAAGAACCCGUCGAUCCGAACGAGUACCGUCGGCAGUUGCUUGCGAAUGGAGCCGCUGGUGGUGCUGCAACUGCUGGUGCUCAGUUUAUGGGCACCAUCAACGGGUAUCCGGGAUUGGGAGGACCUACCACGAAUGGGGGUGCAACUCCCAAUGGACUGGGUGGUACGGGGACACCCGGUGGUGGGACAACACCAAGCUACGUCACGAACGGAAAUGGAAGCAGCUUCUCGAGCCUAACACCGGCAACGGUUUUACAGGCGCAUCAUCACCAGACACUGCCACACCUGACGGGUGCCGCUCACCUGGCUAACCUCACCAAACACGGCAAGAUGCUGCCACACGUUGGGCGCAAAACGCAACAGAAAGUCGUCGAUAAGGGUACGGACGAGUACCGACGGCGGCGCGAACGGAACAACAUCGCAGUGAGGAAAUCGCGCGAAAAAGCGAAGGUACGAUCGCGCGAGGUCGAAGAGAAGGUGAAGGCUCUGCUGAAGGAGAAAGACGCGCUGGUACGCAAGAUCGAGGAGAAAAACAACGAGAUCACGCUGUACAAGCAGCUGUACAUGCACCUGAUGAACCACAGCAACCCGGAGAUCAACCAGAUCUGUCGCAGCGCGCUUAACCUCUCCAAUAUGGGCGAUCACAUGUGA